This is a messenger RNA of Anisakis simplex (herring worm), 663 nucleotides long. The record is from the annotation of a GenBank genome assembly. Lineage: Eukaryota; Metazoa; Nematoda; Chromadorea; Rhabditida; Anisakidae.
AUGACACUUAGCAAUGAGCAGUUAAAUGUUGAACUGGAGAGUGGUCAAGGGGAACAAGUUGUGGAACCCUUCAAGUACACGCCAAACGGUGUUCGAAUCCAACAUUAUCAUCCAAGCGGCCCACCGACCUCAGAUUCAGCUGAAUCCUCCACUUACGAUAUACAACCACUUCAAGCAGUUCAGCCACCUCCAGUAGCGCCAAUUGCGCAACCUAAUCGUGCUCUAACCCAAUCACCGAUUGUUUAUGCAGCCGUUCAGAUACCAUCUUCGAAUAUCGAGAUGAAAGCAAAAACUCCGUCAAGUGAUUCGAACAAGGCGGAGUCUGGAAGUAAAACCAGCGGAAGGUCAGGUGAUGAGAGCAAGUCGAAGAAAAGGUCGUCAUCAGUGUCAAAAAGUAAACGAAAGAAACGUCAUAAGAAAAAGAAGGAAUCCAUCAAGGAAUCUGAUAAAGGCACAACAUCUGGAUCGAGCAAGAAGGUGGAGGAUUCAAGCGUGAAGAAGAAAAAGAAGAAAAAGCAUAGACGAUCCAAACAUUCACGUAAAACUGCCAAGAGCAGUAGUAAGAAGAAGCAUCGAAAGCAUAAGCGAAGUAAAAAGUCCAAACACCACAAAUCAGAUAAGGAAGCGGCAAAGACACCAGAAAAAAAUGAGUCACAGCAUUGA